GGGGCGGGGCUCAGGACCCGAUGGUCAGGAAGUGCCCGAGAGUGUGUGUUACUCCUUGCCCUGACACUUUGUUGAUUUCUAGGAGCUUUGACUGCACUGCCUGGCAGGAAGAGGACAUAUCUUAGUCACCUGUCCUUCAGGUGUGGCCCUAGGGGGCUGCCGGGUCUCCCCGCCUCCUUCGGUGCCGUGGGGUCCUCAAAGAAGCCACCAUGAGCAAGUUGGGCAAGUUUUUCAAAGGGGGAAACUCCUCCAAGGGCAAGGCCGCUCCCAGCCCCCAGGAGGCCUUGGCCCGGCUCCGGGAGACGGAGGAGAUGCUGGGCAAGAAACAAGAGUACUUGGAAAGCAGGAUCCAGAGGGAGCUCGCUCUGGCCAAGAAGCACGGGACGCACAAUAAAAGAGCGGCAUUACAGGCACUAAAGAGAAAGAAGAGGUUCGAGAAACAGUUAACUCAGAUUGAUGGCACACUUUCAACCAUUGAGUUCCAGAGAGAAGCCCUGGAAAAUUCCCAUACCAACACAGAAGUAUUAAGGAACAUGGGCUUUGCUGCAAAAGCCAUGAAAGCAGUUCAUGAAAAUAUGGACAUUAACAAAAUAGAUGAUCUGAUGCAAGAGAUUACAGAGCAGCAAGACAUCGCCCAGGAAAUCUCGGAAGCAUUUUCUCAGCGAGUUGGAUUUAGUGACGAUUUUGAUGAGGAUGAGUUGAUGGCAGAACUUGAAGAAUUGGAGCAGGAGGAAUUAAAUAAGAAGAUGAGAAAUAUCAGACUUCCAAAUGUACCCUCUACCUCGCUGCCAGCCCACCCUAGUAGGCUGCCAAGUGUACCAUCCACCUCACAUCGAUCCCGAGCAGCAUCUUCCAGGAGGAAAGAAGAUGAAGAUGACAUAAAACACCUGGCAGCUUGGGCUUCUUAAGACCAAACUACAAUUAUAAGCCUAAAACUACAGGACAUGUAUAAAAUGUUUUGAAUAGAGUUCAUUAAUAUAAAAAAAACUUGCUGAGGCCCCAUUUGGGAAAAAAAAAUUAGGUAGAUUACUUUUCGUUGUUUUAGUCCAUACUUGAUUAUAAUUCUCUUUGUGAAUCUCUGACAUGCAAAAAUCCGCAUACUUCAAUCGAGGAGUAGAAAUGUCAUAAGUCAUUUAACAGUUUGCAAGUGGCUUAAGAGUAAUGUGAUCAGGACUGUUUAGGUAAAUUAUUACAUUUCCCACUAUUCUGUUUGUGUAUGUGCAUGAGCAUAUGUGUGUGACUCCUGUCAACACACACAUAUGUGUGUAUUUGAGGUGCCUAUUAAAAGUGGUCUGGAGCAUGGUAAUCAUUAAAAGCAUUAGUGUGUACAUCCUAGAUAUAAUUCCAAUAUAGUAUAUAUAUAGUAUAUAUUAUAGUACACACACUAAUUAUGCUUGAUUUUUUCAGUUAAGAAAUUUAAAAGCUUCUUUAAAUUGACUUUUAAUAUGUCAUUUAGGUUUGAAAUUAGCAACAGAUACAUUUGCAGUGGCUGAGAUCAUUAAUAGUGAAUACUACUGGGCCAAGUUCUCAUGAGUGUGGUUUAGGUACCUGGGAAGCUGCAUUAACACUUGUAGUCCAUUUGUGCACCAUUAAAGUUUCAGUGUACUCAGUUUAGUGAUGCUCAUUCUUUCCUAUUUAGUUCAUGCUUGUAAAUUUACUUCAGGUUUAUAGACUAAUCCUUGUAAAUAUGUGAAGGGUAAAAUCUAUAGAAAUAAAAAUGACUUUUGAAAAGAA
Phascolarctos cinereus (koala) is the source of this 1734-nucleotide messenger RNA. It is a transcript of the gene CHMP4C, whose product is annotated as charged multivesicular body protein 4C. Gene Ontology annotation, biological process: vesicle budding from membrane; late endosome to vacuole transport via multivesicular body sorting pathway. NCBI's taxonomy places the organism in Eukaryota, Metazoa, Chordata, Mammalia, Diprotodontia, Phascolarctidae. The record is from RefSeq and is a predicted model, not a curated record. Gene Ontology annotation, cellular component: cytoplasmic side of plasma membrane; ESCRT III complex; multivesicular body.